GCACAUAUACACACACACAGAUGAGAGAAACAGACGGAGAGAGCGCGCGAGAGAGAGGAUCCAGUACAUUCGUUGCACCUCCUAAUCAGUUUUCCAAGGCGAUCUAUCAGGGACUGCUGCAUUUAAAGGGACUGAACCAGGGAAACGAAAUGGACACUCCUCUCGCCACCCCGUGCAACAUCCAAAUAUGUGAGGUGACGUGCGAUUCGUUCCGCAUCGUGUGGGACAUGACUCCCGAGGACACGGCCAGAGCCACACACUUCUUCAUUGACCUGAGUCGCAAGGAAUGCAGAGAUCCCAACCGCUUUAAACACAGGGAUGUACCAACCAAACUGGUGGCAAAGGCUGUGCCCCUGCCCAUGGCUGUUCGAGGACACUGGUUCCUCAGCCCCUGCACGGAGUAUUGUGUGGCCGUGCAAACUGCAGUCCGACAGCUGGAUGGCGAAUACCUCGUGUCAGAGUGGAGCCAAGUGGUGGAGUUCUGCACGGGAGACUACGCCAUAGAACACCUUCAGCAGCUUCUCGACAAGGCCAAAGGCUCUGCAGGAAGGCUUCUGAAAUUUUCUACGUUUUAUCGCAAUCAGCAUCCAAAUUACUUUGAAUGCGUCAGAAAGGAGUGUGCCGGUGUGAUGCGUCCUGCCCUUAAAGACACGAGUGGGAGUCAUGGUUCUCCUAUAAAUGGCAAACUGCUGGGAGUCUUCUUUAGCUGCAACACUGAGUUCGAUACAGGACUCCCCCCAAAAGACUCUCCAUACGGACCCCUCCGCUUCCAGAUCCCGGCUGGACACCUGCUCAACCCCAACAUCUCCCUGUACUUUGCUGACUUUUAUUGCAUGUACACAGCCUACCACUAUGUGGUUCUGGUGCUGGCCCCCAUAGGCACAGAGGGAGACCACUUCUGCAGAACCCGCCUCCCCAUGUUAGACUUGGCGAACAACCCUUUCUUGACAUACACCGCUCCCCAGAGACCGGGAGAGGAGCCGCUGUACUGCCAUGCCAGCGACGUCAUCCUCGAGGUGCUUUUCACAGAGCCGGUCAGUUUGGAUCAGGGAACCGUGGAGCAAAUCAGUGGACACCACCAGCUCAUGAGUUUGACCACAGCCAAUGCCAAGAAAGACCCGAGCUGCAAAGUGUGUAACAUCAGUGUGGGCCGCUGAGGCAGCUGAUAAGCUCAUGUCCGAGGCUAAAAGACACGCAGCUCAGCGUGUCGGCCAAAACUCAAAGGAAAACACUUGACGGGAGUGUGCAUGCUGCUUUCGCUUCUCCCUCCCUCCCUGGCUAGAGUAGAAAUAUAACCACAGAUGUCUAUUAUGGGCAGUCGAAAAUUUAUUUAUAUUCACAGCUGUGGAAAAGACUACAUAUCCCUGGUUUCUUGAUAGUAUUUUGUAUGUUUUAGUUAGUGGUGUACUGUCAUGGUAAAAAUGGUGCAGACAUUUCAGGUGCUUACUUAGAAUUUCAAUUCAAAAUUAUAAAAUACAGCAUUAAAAUAUAAAUAGUACAUGAGCUCAAUGGACUACUGGUUAUAACAUUUUGGGGUUUCAUUUUUGGCCUUCCGUUGUGGAGUUAUAGCAUGUUUCCCGCUUAUGUGUUUAAUCCAGUUUCCUCCUGGACUCCCAAAAUAUGCAUGUCAGGACAACUGAAGGCUGUAAUUUGACCAGAGGUACAAAUGUGAUGAACAAUUGUUCAUCAACAGCAGGAGUGGGUAAACUAUUCCACAAAGGGCUACAGUGGGUGCGGGUUUUUGUUGCAGCACAUCAUGAGGACACCUUUUCACCAAUCUGAUGUCUUACAAGUGCAAUCAGUUGAUUGCAGUGAAGUGUUUCUUGUUUCCCUAGACCCCUCAUUGGUUAAACCGCCUGUGCUGGAUCAGUUGUAACAAAGACCAGGGCCUACAGCAGCCCUUGAGGACCAGUUUGCGGUUUGCCCGCUCCUGAUCUACAGCAUAUUUCCAGUUAGCUCGAAUUGGCUUUAGCUAAUGUGUCUCAAAUUACAACUACUACUACAUAAAAUGAGUAGGUAGAAUUCAUAGUGGCACUCGUCAUUUUGAGUAGCAACAGGCACCUUGACAAUGUUGGCUGUCCCAUUUGACCUUUCCCUAUAAUUUAACUCUCAUGUACUCAUGUUGCCACCCUCCAGCCAAGGUCCUGGCAAAAGCCAGCUAUGUGAGCUACAAUGUUGGGCUUCAUUUGUUGGCCUCGUGACCUGUCACAUAGACUAGUAAGAAAAUGUUUUGGUACUGAAGUAAGGUGGCCCUAUUAAGAAAUACUGCACUGGUGGAAGACACUAAUUAAAAAAAAAAAAAAAAAAAAA
Messenger RNA from Corythoichthys intestinalis (scribbled pipefish), 2310 nucleotides. It is a transcript of the gene phyhip, whose product is annotated as phytanoyl-CoA hydroxylase-interacting protein. The record is from RefSeq and is a predicted model, not a curated record. The transcript has 5 exons. The coding region runs from base 21 to 1157 and encodes 378 amino acids. Gene Ontology annotation, molecular function: protein binding. Gene Ontology annotation, cellular component: cytoplasm. Lineage: Eukaryota; Metazoa; Chordata; Actinopteri; Syngnathiformes; Syngnathidae.